Molecule: messenger RNA, 3062 nt
Organism: Pimephales promelas (fathead minnow)
Lineage: Eukaryota; Metazoa; Chordata; Actinopteri; Cypriniformes; Leuciscidae
Gene: gpr139
Product: G protein-coupled receptor 139
Biological process (GO): phospholipase C-activating G protein-coupled receptor signaling pathway
Cellular component (GO): plasma membrane
Molecular function (GO): neuropeptide receptor activity
Source: RefSeq, a predicted model, not a curated record
UCUCUUCCCAUCACAUCGCCCGACUUCAUCUCCUCUCGUCCACGCGCACACACUCGCAGUCGUUCUCCGACCCUCACACGUGCCAGCCGGCUCUCCCUCAGCUCGUCCUGCGGUCCGGCUGUGGUUCGUGGAGCUUGCCAUGGAGCACAGCCACAUCUUCACCGUACUGUCCACCAACUCCAGCUCUUGGAGUCCUCGCGGUUGCCCUCUCGGACAGUUCCCCAUCAUCUACUACAGUUCGUUGCUGUGCCUCGGCCUGCCCGCAAACAUCCUCACGGUAAUCAUCCUUUCUCAGCUGGUGCUGCGGCGGCAGAAAUCUUCCUACAACUACCUGUUGGCCCUGGCCGUAGCCGACAUCCUGGUCCUGCUGCUGAUCGUGUUCGUGGACUUCCUUUUGGAGGACUUCAUUCUGGGAGCGCCUCUGCCUCACUCGCUCAACAAAGCCGUGCAGGUUCUGGAGUUCUCCUCCAUCCACACCUCCAUCUGGAUCACGGUGCCCCUGACCGUGGACCGCUACAUCGCCGUGUGCCAUCCGCUGCGCUACCACACCGUAUCCUACCCGGCCCGAACCCGCAAAGUGAUCUUGACGGUGUACGCCGGCUGCCUGAUCUCCAGCAUCCCGUACUACUGGUGGCCGGAGCUGUGGCACGGACUCCCGGGAGCGAGUAACGGUGGCCGGAGCAGCAGUGCAGGGCAGCACGUGUUGGUUUGGGUUCACUGCGCCACAGUUUACCUGCUCCCCUGCUCCGUUUUCUUCUCGCUCAACGCCAUCAUCGUACGCAAGCUCCGCUGCCGGCGUAGCUGCUUCCGGCUUCGCGGAUAUUCAACCGGAAAGACCACGGCAAUCCUGCUGGCAAUCACCUCGGUGUUCGCCGUUCUGUGGGCGCCGCGCACGCUCAUGAUCCUCUACCAUCUUUACACGGCGCAGCCGGCGACGCCCGGCCCCGCCAGAUUGCUGCACUUGGUCACGGAUGUGGCAAACAUGCUCGCGCUGCUAAACACCGGGGUCAACUUCUUCCUGUAUUGUUUCAUCAGCAAGCGUUUCCGCAGGAUGGCCGGGACUGUGCUAAAGGCGUUAUUCCGAUGUAGAAAGCAGCCUCCGCCUUUUUACGCCAGUCACAACUUCUCCAUCACCAGCAGCCCAUGGAUCUCGCCGGCCAACUCACACUGCAUCAAGAUGCUGGUCUACCAGUACGACAAGAACGGCAAACCAGUCUGCAUAUCCUCUUGAUCGCCAACUCAAGCGAUGCCUUGCCAACGUAACCCUGGCUGAGCCAGGCGAGCUUGGGGAAAGUCCUUCCAAUUGGUGACGAGCAGAAGGCGUUGAUCGGUUUGUUAGGAAGUGCCUCAAUAAGAGAUCCAACGUCAGGUUCUGAGACAUCUCGCGGCCAAAAUGAGGUUCUUUCUCUGGCAACGAAACACGCAGGAGUGGUCGUUUUUAACCGAUAACAUGUAUUAAUGCAAAAAAAAGACACUUGCCCUUGCGUUCCAGGCGAUGAUGACUGUCCAUUUGCUCCAAUAUACAUAUCGAUGUGAUUAAAAGACCAGUUUGUCUCUAGGGCUAGGCGAUAUGGCUAAAAAUGCAUCAAUAUUUUUCCAUUUCCUCGCCAAAAAUUUUAAAACGUGAUUUUGUGCCCCCCGUAGCUAUAAAAAUAACUAUGGUUACAAAGUACAUAUAUUUGGUGCUCAACCAAUACAUGUGAUUCUGUUUUGACAUGUUGUAAAAAGAAAUGGCUUACUGUCUUUAUAAGCGAAACUUUUAACAUUUUCCAGAUAUAGCUACACAGUAUUCCCUAAUUUUAUACCGUCAGAAUAGAUAUUGCAAUAAAAUUGCCUGUAUUCAAUGUAUCGCCAAGACCUAGCUAGCAUGUUUUUCAGUUGAUUGCAAACCAAAGCAACAUUUUACAUGCAGAAAAAGGAUUUAACGCUGGAGCCAACAAGAUGUUACUGUAUGUGAACCACAUUUCCACUCUAACCUUCUCAGCAAAGAGACAGAGCACUCUCUCCCUUUGUGACAUUAAAAAACAACGCUGGCAUUUUGGUUUAAUAUGUUGUUGGUCUCCAAGGGUUGCUCGCGAACAACACAAGCUCAUAUUUAAGGCUUGUGUUGGAAACCCGCUUCAGUAUCACUGCCUGAUGGAGAUGAAACGCAAAGACUUAAAGCUUGUGGUGCAACUGACUGUUAAAUGUACAAUUAAGGCAAAAAAUACCUUUAGAGUGGAAUUAUUCUUCAUCGUUUCAAUCGAUAUACUAAGACACUCAUUGCUCAGUACGUGAAAUGAUUUUCUAUCACAGUGGCAAACACUAAAUAAUUAAGACUUUGAAACUUCUACCACACAGACUCAUUUAUCCUUUGCUGGGCAGCCUCAAGAAAAAAAAAAGAAAGAGGAAAAGAGAACGCUUUUCAAAUAAAAUCAAUUACUUUCUCCAGAGUGAGCUAUUGGGGGAAAACCACGUUCAUUUAUCUUCACGGCGGCGUGGAGUAACAGACUGCCAUCUGGAGUGCUUCAACUGCGGUGCAUAUAGCGGGGAACAUGUUCGUAGAUAAGGUAGACUUAAAAAUGUAUGAUCUCUGUCGUAGACAAGACUGUAUUCACCUGUCUUCUUACAGCAAUGAAGGUGGUUCUGCUGAAAGCUGUGAUGGUGGUAAAAAUGCUUUCUUACACAACUGAAAAUGGUCAAUUCCCAUUACAGUGUCCAUGUUAAAGAUUGAGGCUUUUAGUCUAAUAUGGCUUUUAGUCCAUGUCUGUUAGCUUUAUGGGCUAGUUUGAGGUACACUCUUGUACUCCUAAAAGUUGGCAACAGUUUUUCAAUUUCAGGAGAAUAGGCCGACAUAUAAAAGUCCCCCUGUAGUCAAUAAUCUUAUCCCUUAAAACACAUCUUUGAUCGCCAAAAUUACAUAAAAAUAUAUGAAUAUGCCUCCAAUCACUCACACCAUCUCAGAGAUUAACUCUGCCAAUUUACUGAGGUAAACGCUGCAGAGUGAAGUCGCUCUUUACAACGCCGGACACAUAACGGUAAUUAAUAUGAUUAAAAAUCAGCAUCCUUACAAACGGAUUGAA